AAUAAUUCGUUCACCACAUCACCCACGACUCUCGGUCACUCAUACGUUCACCACCUUCCUCCGUCACUGCGUCACUGUCCCUUCCUCCACCGGCGUUCCGCCGCUCACUGUGCCUUCACUCGCUCACCGUUCCUUCUGCACCGUUGGCGUCGCCCACCACUGUCAAAUACAAUUUUCGCUCACCGUUCGUUCUGCAUCGUUGGUGUCGCCCGCCACUAUCAAGUUCAAUUGUCAAGGCUAUAGCUUCUGAUUUGGUGUGGGAUUUCCAGUCCAAUCAUUAGGAAGACAGAAAAACGAAGAGGAGCUUCGGGAGUGAAUCACUGUUAUGUGUUUUCACUGAGUCGGUAAGAACAAACGAGUGAACGAGUCGAAAAGCAAGUAACUGUACUGCAUGGACCCUUUGGAAGCUUUGGUCGCUCAAAUCCAAGGGCUAUCAAGCACUUCUAGCGAUGUCAAUCGCCUCCAUAGUAUUUUGAAACAAGCCGAUGACUUGCUCCGAUCCAAGUCAACUCGCCUCCCCCCGCUUCUCACUCAACUCGACCCUUCCAUUCACUCCCUCGGUUUUCUCUACAUCUUAGAUGCCUACAUGACUAGUCCGAUCACCAAAACGCAGGCUGAGACUGCCGUUCCAAUCGCUACCAGGUUCAUCGGCGCUUGCAGCGAUCAAAUUCGUUUGGCCCCUGAAAAAUUUUUAUCUGUGUGUAGGAGGUUGAAGGAUCAAGUGAUGUUGUUGGAAACUCCAAUACGAGGUGUGGCUCCUUUGUUCACUGCACUUCGGAAAGUUCAGGUCUCUGCAGAGCACCUAACUCCCCUACACUCAGAGUUUCUUUUGCUUUGCUUGUUGUCAAAGUGCUACAAAACUGGUUUAUCCAUAUUGGAUGAUGAUGUUUUUGAAGUUAACCAUCCAAGAGACUUUUUUCUCUACUGUUAUUAUGGAGGAAUGAUAUGCAUUGGAAUGAAGUGCUUUCAAAAAGCAUUGGACCUUCUGCACAAUGUUGUAACUGCUCCCAUGUCUGUCAUUAAUGCUAUAGCUGUGGAAGCGUACAAAAAGUAUAUCCUGGUUUCUCUCAUUCGUAAUGGGCAGUUCUCUACCAGUCUUCCUAAGUAUUCUUCUUCUGCUGCUCAAAGGAACCUGAAGAACUUCUGUCAGCCUUAUGUCGAAUUGGCAAAUACUUAUGGGAAUGGAAAAAUUGCAGAAUUAGAGGCUUUCGUCAAGACAAAUGAGGAGAAGUUUGAAUCUGACAGCAACCUUGGACUGGUUAAGCAGGCUGUAUCAUCCAUGUAUAAGCGGAAUAUUCAAAGAUUAACCCAAACAUACUUGACCCUUUCUCUCCAAGAUAUAGCCAACACAGUGCAGUUAAAUAGCCCCAAAGAAGCUGAAAUGCAUGUGCUACAAAUGAUUCAGGAUGGUGAGAUAUAUGCUACUAUCAACCAGAAGGAUGGAAUGGUGAGAUUCUUGGAGGAUCCUGAACAGUAUAAAACCUGUGAAAUGAUUGAGCAUAUUGAUUCAUCAAUCCAGAGAAUAAUGGCACUCUCAAGGAAACUAACUGCAAUGGAUGAACAAAUUUCAUGUGAUCAGUUGUAUUUGUCUAAGGCCGGAAGAGAGAGACAAAGAUACGACUUCGAUGACUUUGAUGUUCCACAAAAGUUCAACAUUUAAGGUCAGACAAUAUAGGUUAUAUGUACGAGGCUAUGAAUGAUGGGGGAUGAACAGUGGAGAAGAUGGAAGAUCUUUCUUAUUGUCACUGUUAUCGCAAAAAUGACUCAAUUGUUCUUAUUCCUAAAACCCUACAUUUUUUUGGUAGGAUUUGGAAGGUUGUUCUUAGAAUUCAAGGCAUGAUAAAUACAAUUCCUGUUGAUAAUCAAUUAAGAAAUUAGUACAGUAUAAAUAUUGUGAAUUAUGGUGAUGUUACUCAUCAGAAACUAAUGCAAUCUCUUGAUUGAACAAAGAAACA
Messenger RNA from Vigna unguiculata (cowpea), 1955 nucleotides. RefSeq names its product COP9 signalosome complex subunit 3-like. The record is from RefSeq and is a predicted model, not a curated record. Lineage: Eukaryota; Viridiplantae; Streptophyta; Magnoliopsida; Fabales; Fabaceae. Gene Ontology annotation, cellular component: COP9 signalosome. Gene Ontology annotation, biological process: ubiquitin-dependent protein catabolic process.